AUGAGCAACGAGGCUACUGCUGUGCAGGCUUCGGAUAAUAAAAGUUCCGCAGUCGACAAUUUGAACGAGAGAUUGGGAUCAGACAGCAAUUACAAGGAUUCCAUUAAACAGGAACUUCAGCAUGUACAGGACUCCAUUUUGCCCAUGAGACUGCGAUUCAAUGAGCUUGUGAAUGCUAUGGCUUUGAUGGAGCAAAAAUCGGACGAAUCUGCGUUAGAGUCAUUCAACAAAAUGCGAACAAAGCUUUUGGAGUUCAUCAACGAAAUGCAGCUCUUUUCAGGUGAUUAUGGAAAGCUGCAGUCGCUAUUUGACAGUUUGCAAGAAGUUUCAAAGAAAGAAAACGCGACCACGAAGUUUAUUCCUCUGGAACGAUUAUUACGUCUGGACGACCCGUCCCAGCCGGCUACAGGUAAGGUUUCAACCGCGAGCUCGCCAAGCGCUAGUUUGGUAAGUGCGGGCAAGCAAGCGCCUUCCAACGCACAGACGCCCUUGAGUAACGUUCCCACUCCGUCUUCAACCACUGCCACACUGGCUAAGAAGCCUCGCAAGUCACGAGCCAAGAAAACGUCCGGUCCGUCACCAUCGUCCAUGCCUCCUCAGCCCCAGCAGGCAGCGCAACAGCAGCAGUUCCAACAGCAACUACAACAGCAGCAGCAAGCGCAACAACAACAACAACAACAACAACAACAACAACAACAACAACAACAACAACAACAACAACAACAACAACAACAACAACAACAACAACAACAGCAGCAGCAGCAGCAGCAGCAGCAGCAACAGCAUUUCACACCGGUUACAAAUCCCACUCAGAUUCUCUCCAACAUGUCACCCAUGAAUAUGAUGAGCAGCCCAAUGAACACGAUUUCACCUGUCAACAACUCAGCAUCAAUGUCCCAAAUGCCGUAUUCUGUUGCUGCAAAACCACAAAUGCAUCCACAACGCCACGUUCCCUCGAACUCCCAGCAGUUUAACCUCGAAAGCAUCACCCCGGCUAACAUCCUGAACAUGUCGAUGUCUGACUCGGGCAACACACCCCACACACAGCAGACGAAUCCUCUUCCGCAGCAACCCAACAUGAACCAGGACCUCAAUUCGCUAGACAUUAACAGUAUUGAUCUUUCGACUCUCAAUAUGGAUUUUUUGCAGUGA
This is a messenger RNA of Lachancea meyersii CBS 8951, 1152 nucleotides long. Lineage: Eukaryota; Fungi; Ascomycota; Saccharomycetes; Saccharomycetales; Saccharomycetaceae. The record is from the annotation of a GenBank genome assembly.